Messenger RNA from Paramisgurnus dabryanus, 1628 nucleotides. Its product is annotated as adenosine receptor A1-like. Gene Ontology annotation, biological process: G protein-coupled adenosine receptor signaling pathway. Gene Ontology annotation, cellular component: dendrite; plasma membrane; synapse. The record is from RefSeq and is a predicted model, not a curated record. Gene Ontology annotation, molecular function: G protein-coupled adenosine receptor activity. Lineage: Eukaryota; Metazoa; Chordata; Actinopteri; Cypriniformes; Cobitidae.
UCAUGUCUAACAGUGAGAAGGUGAUCUAUACGGUCUUGGAGGUUUUGAUCGCUAUAGCAUGUUGUCUUGGCAAUCUGUUGGUGAUUUGGGCCGUCUGGUCGAGCCGGGCUCUUCAUAAGACUACGUUCUGCUUUGUUGUAUCACUGGCAGUGGCUGAUUUUCUGGUGGGCGCUGUGGUCGUACCUCUGGCUGUGUUAAUUGAUGGACGAGUACAGACGAGAUUUUACACUUGUCUGUUCAUCAGCUGUGUGGUCAUUGUGUUGACCCAAGCCUCCGUUCAUUCCCUGCUUGCUAUCUCUGUGGAUCGAUUCCUGCGUAUCUAUAAUCCCCUCAGGUACAGAGGAGCGAUCAAAAAACAAAACCUGUGGGCAGCUGUCACCAUCUGUUGGGUUUCUGCUUCCUUUCUGGGUUUCGUUCCCCUGCUUGGAUGGCACAACAAAGACCCCACAACAAACGGCACCUCAACCUUCACGUGCCAAUUUCUUGCAGUCAUUCCACUGUCGUACAUGGUCAAUUUCUUCUUUUUCGUUUACGUCCUCCCACCCACUGUGGUCAUGUUCGCUCUCUAUUUGUAUAUCUUCUGUACGAUAUCUAAACAACUGAGAAGAGGAAUUGGUCAAGCUGUGGAGUCCAGGUCUUUUUUGCAGAAAGAACGUGAAUUGGCCAGCUCGCUGGCUUUGGUGUUGGCUCUGUUUGCUAUUUGCUGGUUCCCGAUUCACAUAAUGAACACAUUGGCCUACAAUACAAGUCUAAACAUGCCGCCUCUGGUCUUUCACAUAGGUAUUCUACUUUCUCAUGGCAACUCUGCAGUUAACCCAAUAGUGUACGCUUUCAAGGUCCCAAAGAUUAAGACUGCAUAUAAAAACAUCUUGAUGAAGCUCAUAAGCUGGAAGCAAAACACAGAUCAAAACAGCCAAAACUUGGAUAAAACCGCUACCAGCUCCAACACUAACAUCAGGUAUAAGGUGAAAAAAACCCAAGAUGGUUUUGAUCAUUAGUUAAGAUCUUUAGCAUGGGACAGUUAUGUAAUCUCUAGUAAUAUGCAUCAUUAACAUGAUUAAUGUAAAUGUAUAUUGAUAUACAGUAUACAGCAUUAUAUUUCUGAUACUGAGAUAUUUCAAGCAAUAUCGUAGUUUUCUGAGUAUGUCUGCAAAUAGAAGAUGAUUUGCAAAAACUGUCAAACGUAGCCUGAUAAUAUUUCUGCUUACUGCAGAUUUGUGUAUUUAACACAGACAUCUUAAAAUUCUGAGCUGAUUUUUUUAAUCACAGCAUCUCGCUACACAUCUGUCAUAAUACACAUGCUUAAGUUUUAAAAAACACAUUUAGGAAAUUCCUCAAGCACCACAUUGCUGAAAAAACUGUUAUGUAGAUAUUUUUGAUAAGUUAAUCUAGCUCAAUUUUGAUAUAGUGCCAGACUAAUGAUUAGCUAAUCUAAAGAUUGGUAUUUUAAAAUAAUUAAAUUUGUACUUUGUAUUUAUAUUUUAGUUGAAAUUUGAUGUUUGUAAAUCACAAUUUAAAAUGUAUUUUAUAUACUUUAAAAUAAAACAUUUCAAUUAUACUUUGUAUGCUUAAAAUAUUUUUAUACUGUAUGGUUUAUUUUUAUACAGAAUACUUUAGAUACUGAAAAA